Sphaerulina musiva SO2202 is the source of this 3978-nucleotide messenger RNA. Its product is annotated as p53-like transcription factor. Bases 1056 to 3143 code for a protein of 695 amino acids. Gene Ontology annotation, biological process: meiotic cell cycle; positive regulation of transcription by RNA polymerase II. NCBI's taxonomy places the organism in Eukaryota, Fungi, Ascomycota, Dothideomycetes, Mycosphaerellales, Mycosphaerellaceae. The record is from RefSeq and is a predicted model, not a curated record. The transcript has 5 exons. Gene Ontology annotation, cellular component: nuclear chromosome. Gene Ontology annotation, molecular function: DNA-binding transcription factor activity; DNA binding.
GUCAGUCUCUGCUGCUGGCCAAGGGCGGUGGUCAUGACGCCUGUUAGAAGUAGGACACGACGGCCGCCUACCCCUACCAGGUAGAUGCGGAUCUUGCUGCUCCCUUGGAAACAUCAUCUUGUUCUGUUGGGUCAAAUCAAGAGUAGUCGUCCGGUGCAGAGAUCCUGUGCUUCUUUAACUUUACCUCCGGCUCACUGCCACUCUAACAGACCUUCUUUGUUUACAGCCUCAUCCGCUCUCCGCCACAGGGUAAUACUACACGGGUGUCACGAACACGACCCAACUCAGGUCUUUCAACGUCCACCGCAGCACCCUGCAGACACAAGCAACACCUCCUACUAUCAACAUAUAUCGACUUCGGGCACAUAUCCACUCGUUCAACUGCUCCGCUGUCCAACAGCCUGAUCAUUCACUACGCACAAUCGACCUGAAGAGGAAGCAGCAGCCAGCACAAAUUCAGGCUCUGCACGCUGGUACGACUGCUUCGAACCACAUUGGCAUCCCGGAACGGCGUCUUGCUGCUUCGCCCACGAUCGUCCCAGCCGCGUAGCGCAGCGAUUAUCGAGACUCGGUACUUGAGAGAUCAACUACACGUUCAUCGACGUCAAAACAAACGCUACGGCAUCGGAACAUUUGGAACUCAAACCGAUUUUGAGUAUUGCCUUCCCGAAAGUCAGCGCUGAGAGCCGCUGCAAGGCGUCCAGCGGGUCAUCUCGAUACUCGGCCUUCAAUUCGUGCGUUAGCGACGGAUCCGCCAUCGUGCCGUUGGCUGAAGCCGGGCCGAACAAGAAGCGGACCGUGUUGCGUCGAGCUUGGGCCUGCCCUAUCGCCUAUCGCCAAGCGAGCAACAGAUGAACGAGUGAGCCCGCUCGGUCGCAUUCACGCACGACGCCCGCACCAAAACGAGAAGGCGCGUCUGCGAGAGCGAGAGAUUUGAUUCCCACGACGAGCGCCACGCGAAAGUCAGGUAAUCGAGCGAGCGACCAGCGUCCAAAUCGGCGCACGCUCUCAGCAACAUCCAGCUUGAACGAUCGACAACGGCACAGGCCGAACAUAUGACCAUUGUGGUGACGAUGGAGCAAGGACCAAUACUCCAGCAGCACAUUCCGAUCGACCACUACUCGCUCCCUUCGGAACACGACUACAACGACCACCAGUAUGCAGGCCACGCGCAUCAUUCCUCCUAUAAUCCAGGUGGAGCUGCUGUUGAGCACCUCCGCCGCGAAGCCUCGACAUCGCUCCAGGCUCCCGCUGCAUUCCCCUUCAAUUCUGCAAAUGGCGCAUCAGGAGCUCGCUUCGACCCAGCGCGAGGCGUAGUGGCCGAAAACAACAACUAUCAAACCUCGAAUAUUUUUGCCGACUCCAGCUCGGGCUCCAUGAGCUCGCCCUCGAGUGCAGCCUCAUCCUCGCUCGCUUACACAAACUAUCCUCAUACCCAUUGCACAAGUAUUCCCAGCUUUUCCGGAUCUGUACAACAACCCCAGGCGUUCACGCAACUACCCUCGUAUAAUAGUACGCGGGAACUGCCAAAUUUGGAUAGUAUUGGCAGUGGUAUGCCGCCGCCUGCGAUACGGCCCUCAUUCUCGAGCUCAGCGGCCGAUCGUGAAGCUUAUUCCAACUCGACUCCCUUCCUAGCUCGAACGCAAUUCUCACCGGGUUCCGCGCCUGGGUACUCGUCCUUCGCAGACACACCGCGAACAUCACUUGGACUCAACGGCCUGUCACUGCACCACAACACCUAUGCUCAAGCGAGUCACAUGGCUUCAUCACCAACGUACGGCGGCCAACAGAAUGAGUGUAGCAACUUCCCGUGGCCCAACCUCGAAGUCCACGCCGAGAUGACCUGCGAGGGUGAACCAGUCACACCCGAGGUCCAUGCCAAAGUCGAGAAAGGCUUCUUCUUGUCUACCGUCGACCAGAAAUGGACGUGCUACAGACGCAACUACUUCUCGGUGCAAUGUAGCUUCGAGUUGCACCCGAACAUCAACAAUGGCCGCAUGCACCUCAAGCGGAACAACGCUUCGCACACGGAGCCCAUUCAAGCGAUGGGUAUGCGCCUGUCGGCUGCUGUAGAUGGAUCGCAGGGCAAGAAUAUUGAGUUGGUACAGCACACACCGAAGCGCGACAACGGGCCGAAGAACAAGAUCGAUGUCACCAAAGUCCUUCCCGCGCCAUCUGUCGGUCGGAACGAUCACGGAGUCCCAUCACACGGUAUCUACCAGGUCCCGUUGUCAACGUUCCAUGCGACUGGCCAGGUGCCAAGUCCCUUCCUUCCGCUUCAGUCCAGCGGCGACGGCUCGAAUGUGGCAUCUUCCGUGGCCGCCCAGGCGUCCUCUUUACCGGCACAGUACGGCUAUCCGCCCGCGUCACAUCUGCCUCAGCCGGGUCAGAAUACCAAUCACACCUUCGAGCGGGUGCAAUUCAAGCAGGCCACAGCUAACAAUGGUAAACGCCGAGCAUCUCAACAAUACUUUCACCUGAUUGUGGAACUUUUCGCAGACGUUCGAAAAGACGGCAGCGCUGAUCCCACGUGGGUCAAAGUUGCUCAUCGUGUCAGCGAGAAGAUUGUGGUACGCGGUCGGUCACCAAGUCACUAUCAAAACGAGGGCCAACAUCAGAAUGGUCGCAGUGGCAGCACCAGUGGUGGGAGUGGCUACGGUGCGGGAGGUGGCUCGACGUUCGGCAAUCUCUCCACAGGCGGUUUCCGCCAAUCUGGUACCUCAUAUGGGGGCGGUCUCGGCGGCGGCAACUACCGUACCAACAACACGUACGGACACCACGCAUCGCCUGAUCACUCCGGCAGCAGUGCCUCGAGCGUAGACGGAGGUGCCGAUAACGAAUACCAGGCCGAUGCUGCCAUGUCAGACGCAGAACGAAAUGACAUACAAACGCACGAAGGAUAUCGUUACUACCCUGGACCUUUGUAUGAGGGCAUACAGCCAGGUCUUCCCUUGCCCAAGAUUGAAAGUGCCGCACGAUACUCCACCGAGCCGUCGCAAUGGACUGCCAAGUAUGAAUCCUCUGAUACCGGUCCUGGUCCCGGGGCCCACUGGCAUCAGCCUGGCGGCAUGAGUAGAUUCCAAGGAGUCGACUCCAGUCGUGGUUACUAUUCCGAUCAGCUUGUCACUACGUACGCUGGUUGAGAUUUUUUUUGUAUCGCAUGAAAACGCAGUCGACGGCAAGGCAAAGAACAGUACAGGCAGGAAGCCUGUCCCUUCCAUGUUGAGCGAAAGCAUGUUCGACGCUAGUUUCCUUUGUAUCGCAUGUGCUGCGUUGGUCAUGGAAGGAAUAGACCACUUGCAUCGCACAGUGCGGGCGCUCGAUGCACGUGGUAUGCGUAACGCUACACCACAACGACGGACAUCACCACCACCACCACCACCACACCCAUGGAGUUUUGCUAUGGUCUUCGCUUCUCACAAUACCCUUGGUUGGCCGACAGCUACAAGCAUGAUUAUUUUAAUACGUGGACUUCAGAGGUGACUCACGGCGCACACUUUCGGCAUUUUGCGCGGAGCGUUACAGCAGGAAGUAGCAUCAGGGCGUAAAAGAAGAGGGCGGGGAGGGGGGAGGGGGGAGGGGGGGAAAGCAGGGAAGCUUGAACAAGCUUGAUUGGCGUAUGACAGAGAUGGCUGAACAGAAGCUGAAGCUGAUGGAAUGUGCGACGAUGGACAAAGAAAAGUGUGUUUUUUUGGUUUUGUUUUUUCACUCUGGCGAAUUUCUCUCUUGUUUGCUUUUCUAAUGAUGUAACGAACCGUGUGUGUUUGUGACUUGCAUGAAUAUCGACAGCAAAGACGACCAGUGAGCAGAAAAAGACAAAAGGUGUCACAGUAUAGUAGAAGAGAAGAAGAGAGAGAGAGAGAAAAAGACUUUUAUUGUAAGAAAACAUACGAAGAUGUUUCGACAUGGGCUGCCAACGAGAGAGAGAGAAAAGAAAAGAAGAGGGAGAUAUGAUGAUGAUGAUGACGAUGAUGAUGC